GGGUAAUGCCACCAGACAUGGCGAUUUCGAUGAGACACACGAAGCUGAAGGCUGAGGAGGCAGCUCUCCUGGCUGGAGAACUGAACAAACCCUCCUGGGAGUCCAGAAACGAGGGCAUCCACGAGAGGGUCAGCUUUGAAGACACUAUAUGGGGCUUCGAUCUAGCUGGUGGCAUAUUUUAUAAGACUCCGUUACGAGUUACUUUCGUAAAGCCAGACAGCAGAGCCGAGAAAGCUGGUAUUCGGCCUGGAGACAAGCUACUGAGGAUCAAUGACUUGGACACCUCGACUCUCACCAUCCAGCAGGCUCAUGACAUUAUCGUCGAAUCUGGAAUCCAUCUGAAGCUGUCUGUCACCUCGCCAGAUGAUGAAGAAGAUGCAUACUACUGCUAUGAGGAUCCUAUAGUCGAUGGCUACGACAGUGAGGAGGAAAGGAGACUGGAAGAAGAGAAGGCCAAGAAGAGGAGGGUGUGCGCUAGAGUGAGCCACUACUGGAGUUUACAAUGGCCUUGGGUCAGCAAGCGAAGGCUUAUAUACAGGGAAUCGAACUGUUUCAUGGUGCCCAGCAAAUAUGAAGAAGCACGCAGGGACAAAUAUCCACCACAGCCAGUACUCCGAUACACCGACGACAUUGUUCUAUACCACGCGGAUGGAGAAAAUCAAGAUAACUCGAAACGUAUACCUUCACUGUGGGAAGUCAAACAAAAAGCUAGGAAAGAAAGACAAGAAAGGUUAAAGAAUGGAUACACAGCAAGCGAAGCAUCAGAUGCCAGUGAUGAUGUAUCAGUUCACAAAAAUGAUCAUGAAGAAGAACAACAAGAAGCUCCCAGACAAAAUUCUAGAAGAUCAACAUUAAAGGUGGAACGACAGGAAACAAUAGACGAAUCUAAGGAGAACGAAGAGGAAGAGUCAACAAGAAUCGAAGAAGAAGAAAUAGAUGGAGAUGUAGCUGAUGAUGAGAAUGAAGAAAUAAACAUAAACGAGAAAGAAGAAGUGACUGAAGAAAUUAAUGAGGAAAUGAUUGAAGCAGAAGAAACUAAAACCAAAGAAGUAGAACCUAGUGAUUUAAGUCCAGUUCCUGAAAUAGCUGAAGACGAUAAUCAAGUACCUGAAGAAAGUGAACAAGUUGAAAAUAACGUAGAUAGUGACAAUGUCGAAAUGGUAAAUGGUGAACUGAAUGACGACGAAAUACUAAAUGAAGUGCUGGGCAAAGCAGGUGACGUGGCGGCGAGAAGUGACGAAGACAAUAUCUUGGACAGUAUCUUAAGUGAUGAGGGACAGAAUUUGGAGAAUUCCGAAUCUAAUAACGAAAGAUAA
Messenger RNA from Spodoptera littoralis (African cotton leafworm), 1316 nucleotides. NCBI's taxonomy places the organism in Eukaryota, Metazoa, Arthropoda, Insecta, Lepidoptera, Noctuidae. The record is from the annotation of a GenBank genome assembly.